Messenger RNA from Aricia agestis (brown argus), 1670 nucleotides. RefSeq lists its product as uncharacterized. Lineage: Eukaryota; Metazoa; Arthropoda; Insecta; Lepidoptera; Lycaenidae. The coding region runs from base 13 to 1605 and encodes 530 amino acids. The transcript has 4 exons. The record is from RefSeq and is a predicted model, not a curated record.
UUUUUGCGAAAUAUGCGUUUUCUUACAAAAUUGCUUUUAUUUGGUUUGUGUGUAGCGCUUUCAACAUCCAGACCAUCUCAGACUGAUGAUGAUGAUGGGAAAAUGGAUGAAACUGAAUACGAAGAAGAUGACGAACGCGCUGACGAGAAUAUUCGAGAAGAAACCAAGUCUUUGAAGAGCGACAAUAAACGAAGUUUUGACGAUCAGGCUAAAGAAAUUGAUGAUGAUGAUGACUAUACGGAACCAGAUUCUGAAGAUCCAGCCGUUAAAAGCAACGAUAAACAGCUUCAAGGUGAUCAGAAAAUAAGUUGCAAAGAUGUUUUGAAAGACUAUCAAAAUGCAGAAACUGCGAAAGAAGAAAGUACUGCACAUAAAAUGAAAUCAAAUGUAUACAAAAGAACCUCUAAAGAAGAAAGUGAACCAACGCCAGACAUGACAUUAAAAGAGAAAAUAUAUAGUUACCGAGAUCAAAACAGAAAUGAAUUUGGUGUAAAAGAAGAGACAAUACCAAAGAAUAGAGAAUCGCAUGAGUAUGCAGGAAAAGUGUCUGAUAAGAAAUUGGAAAACAACCGUGACACAGAUCUCUCUAGUGGACCAGAAAACGUCGGUAAAAUUCAUCCUAAAAGAGAUACAAUUGAACCUUCUGACACUAGUGAUUCAGGUGAUAAAAAGGAGCACAAAGAGUUUUCUAGAAAAGACCUCGAAAAUUUGCUUAGUUCUCUAUCUAAGUUCUCUAUAGAAAAACUUAACAUUCUAAAGACGCUCAUUAAUGAUGAAAACGUUGCUAAAAGAGAUAUAGAAAAGAAAUCUAACGCUGCUAAAGCCAAGGUAUCUGACGAUGGCAUUAUUGACGUUAGGGAUCACCAAGAGAAGUGUCAUUCAUCUUUACCGAACGACUCAGAAAUGCCGCACAGCAUACAUUCGUUGAACACGGGCUCAACAUCGGGUUGUGAAAUAAAAAUUCCAAAUGAUAUGUGCAAUUUAACAAAACUACAAGCUGAGCUAUCCGAUACAGAUACGAACCAGGACAAGACCCAAUCAAAGGAAGUUAAAUUCAUGGACGACACUCUUACUGACAUUAUGGAUAUGAAUAAUGAGAAUAACAAAGAAAAGGGUGUGAGUGACUUAGAAAAUAUAGCCAAUUUGGAAUCUUUUUAUGACUUUUCAGAACACCGCAAUAAUUAUAAAGACAACGAAAAUGAAAACAUUAACGAUUACGCCGAAUCCGAAAAAAUUGAUAGCAAAUUACUUAAACGAGAUACAUCUAUGUCUGAUGCUUCAAUGAAACAACAACAACUUGAAGAUUCAUUUCCCAAAGCAAAUGAAAAUAGCGAUUUAGAUUUGGAACCACUAGUAAGAGUGAAGCGGACAGAAGGACAAAAAUAUGUGGAAAAAGAUUCAAAACAAACUAGCCCAAAUAAUCAAAAUGCUGAAGUUGAAAAUAAUAUUAGUUCAGACUACGAUAAAAUUUUAAGGGACAAUGAUAAACUGGCCCUUAUUGAUAAAGAAAUAAGUUCACAGGAUGCUGAAGUAGAUAGUUUAGAAAACUUAACUGAACUUAAAGAUGUCAACAGAUACAAAAGAAUUCGUCAGGCAGAUGAAUAGUAAUAUGAUUGACAAAAUUCAACUAUUUUACAUUUAUUAAAAGAAAUGAUUAGACGAAAUGUAAU